GUGAUCUCCCUUCUGUCUAUUGUUGUUCAGUUAAACAUUUCCAGCUAACACGUUAGCACUGCUAACCAUUUUGUGCAUGGAUUCUGUUUUGCCUCUCCUUCAUGGAUAUACACUAAUUUCUGUUGUAUCGUAAAUGAUAAAAAAUAAUUAAUAGCUAACCUCUAAAAAUAUAUACAUACACACAAACUCACCAACUAUCUAUACAUAUAUACUUUUUACGUUUAUGAAACAAUAAGAUGGAGAAAAAUUAAUUAUUAGCUGGUAACAAAACGUCGCUACAAUAUCUCUAGCUUGUGCUUCUGCAGUAGAACAGUGGAGAAAUAUUUAGCAAGACAUCCCAACGUAUUCUUUCUUCGUUUGUUUUUUCUUCAUGACGUCAUUAUGACGUCAGUGUAAAUAUGGCGGCCAUCGAGAGGAGCCAGAUUGCGCAGUCCAAAAGCAGUCUCGAAGCUGCUGCUGAGGCUGCAGCCAAAGUUAAUGCUAUGCUUAUUGCUAAAGGAAAAUUAAAGCCCUCUCAACUAGUGCAGCCAGUUGUGAAUGCUAAAUCUAAGCCUGUUCAAGAACAUACUGGAAUAAAUAUUGGACCAGUAUCACAUCCUGGUAAUUUGAUAGUUGCAGCAGUAGUGAUCAAUGAUGUUCCCACACACUGUCGAAAUAUGCUUACAAAAGGGACAGCACAAGAAGAGAUAUCAAAACUGAGCGGAGCUUCUGUUUCUACAAGAGGCAGAUAUAUGAGUCCUGAAGAUAAAAUAAAAUUUGCAGGACAAGCUAAAGAAAAACCAUUGUACCUUUGUGUUCAAGGACCAACUCAGGAAACUGUUGACAAUGCAGUAAGCCGUAUAAAUGAAAUUAUAGCUAAUGGUCUUCGACCAAAAGGUAGUAGGUUUUCUCCAAUUGUGCGUCCCCCUUCAAAUUUACCCCCUGGCGUACGUCCUCCACCAAUCAACCAACCUCCUCCCACAAUGAUGUCUUUCCAGCCUCAACAUCAUCAGAGUUUAACAUUUGUUCAAGAGAAGUUAUUCAUUGGACUAGAACAUGCACCACCAACAUUUGAUGUAAAAACCAAAAUUCUUGGUCCUGCUGGCUGCUUUUUGCAACACAUUCAAAAUGAAACUGGUGCAAAAGUAACAUUAAGAGGAAAGGGAUCAAAUUUUAUAGAAUCUACAUCAGGCCGUGAAGCUUUUGAGCCUAUGCAUAUCCAUCUCCAACAUGCAAAUAUUAUGGGACUGCAACAGGCCAAACAGCUUGCAGAAAAUCUCAUACAAACGGUUCAGCAAGACUACGCCCAGUUUCAGCAGGCCCUGGCUGCCAUACCCGCAUCCAUGAGUCCUGGGACAGCCACCUUGUUGGCUGGCUUACAGCAGCAGACCUCGGCCAACCCUAAUUGCGGUCCCGGUGGGAUGAUGGCCCAGCAGCAGAGUAUUCCACAGCUUAGUGUCUCACAACAGCCUCAGUAUUCACAGAUUCCAGGUCCAGGCAUGCAAACUGUGACGUCCUUGCCACCAACUUUUCAGCAAGUUCUACCAACGUCGUCUGUUGUACUUUCAGCCAAUUCUCUUCCUGCAAGUCUGACCAGUAUGCCACCACCAACAUUAGUGUCUCAAGCUUCUGCUCAAGGUAUGGUCAGCUCAGCUAAUGCAGGUGGCUUAGUAAUUCCUGUUUCCUAUUCCACAUCACUAACACCUAUGCCUAUGGUCACAAGUCUCUCAACAUCUCCACUUCUCUCAGUUGGCGCUGGUCCUCCACCGGCUGCUCCUGCUGGUCAAAUGGAUGCCAGUGGAAGUUUAUUACCAAAUGCUUCCCUUCCACCACCUCUUUUACAAGUUUCAACAGCUCCUGGUAUGAGUCAAUAUGCAACCACUACAAAUGAUCCAUUUUUAGGCAAUGCUAAUUUAGGUAAUCCUCAACCUGCCCAAGUGAUAGUUGGCCAGCAGACAGUCACCCCUCUUGGUAUGUCAUUAAGUGGUGGAACCCCUCAGAUGGCCCCCCAAUAUGGUUCUCCUGUUCCUAAUUCAAUAGCACCUCCAAUGAAUGCACUACAACCUGGAGUGCAAUUUGUUUCUCAGCAACAGCUCCCGCCAGCUGGACAACCACCACCUCCCUACUAUGGACAGUUUUCUGGUAGUGCUGCUAGUCUGCCAAUGAGUCUUCCUGCAGCUGCCACAUAUACUGUUGCUCCAACAACAUACGCCAUUACAACAACAGGUUAUGCCUAUAAUGUCGGGCCACCGAAAGACGAUUCUGUUCAACCUCCACCUCCACCACCUCAUCAUGCACCUCCUUCACAGUCACCCGUCCCACCACAGCAGCCUCCAAAACGGAGAUUUACUGAAGAGAAACCUGAAGAUAAAAUACCAGAGAAUUUGUUGGGCUAUCAGCAUGGUCCUCCUCAGUUGGCCAAUAUGAUUGCUUCUGGUCCUCCACCACCUGUAGUAGGAAGCCAUCACCAAUCACCUGUGACACAGUCUUUUACCCAGCCUUUAGUUGCAGUCACUCAGACAUCUCAGGUUUAUGAAGAAUUCAGAAAUCAAGGGUUUGCAAACCCCCCUCCUGUGAACCAACCGGCAUUUGUCACCCCACCUCCUCCACCACCCCCAUCUCAUAGUCCAUCCCCAGAGAGGUCUGAAGUAGAUAAGCACUUGAUGCCUCCUCCUCCACCUCCCGGAAGCAAACGUACGGCGCAGCUUCAAGGAGGUACUGAGACACAGGAACAACGUAAAAAAAUCAAAGGCGCUCUUGGCAGUGUAGCCGUAUAUGGAUCUGAUGAUGAAGAAGAUGAUUCUAGUUCUCCAAGUCGACAACAACAGCAACAGAGAACUGUCCCUUACAGCCAGUCAAGUUCUACAAAUGCUGCCUAUGUUCAUCAAGGGCAACCCAGUCCCCCACCUCCAUCUUUGCCUGCCAACCAUUAUGAUCAAUACUUGCCAGGGCAAGUGUCAACAUCAUCCCAACAGCAACAGCCAUUGCAGCAUGGACAGUAUUCUCCUCCGGACCCUAACAAUGGUACACCUUAUCAACCAUGCUCUAGUCCAACAAACUUUGCUAGUAAACAGUCCACAACGCAACCACAACAGAACAGCCAUAGGAACUCAUAUGAACAAAUUUUGUCUACACAAGCUUCUCAGUUUGGUGUACCGCGACCCCUCAGCCAGUCAACUUUUGCUACAUCUACAACUGGGUUGCAAACAUCUCCAGCCUAUAUCCCUCAGCAACAACAGCAACAACAACAGCAGCAGCAGCAACAGCAACCCCCUCAAUUUAAUGGACACACUUCAGCUGUCGCUACUAAUCAAGGCUAUCUUCAACAGUUUGCUAACCAACCACCCCCUUCGCAGCAGUUUUCAGGACAACCAAGCAACCAAGCUCCUCCAUUCCAACCACCUCCACCACCUGGCAUGUCCUUUUGGAUGUCUCCUGCCUGAACAGUGGUUUUUUUUUUUUUAAACUUAUCAUUUUUUUUCAUUGUAACAAUUUGCUGUCUGUGAAUGUUUUCACUUUGUUGUUGAUGAACAAAAUAUAUCAUUGUUCCUUUCUCUCCCACUUUAUUCUUCUCGUGACUGUAAGAAAACAAUUCAGAUAGGGGAGAAACUGUCCAGAAAAGGGACAAAAACUUUAUUUUGUCAAUCAUCAAAAUAGCAUUAACUUUGUCAUCACUGGUCUCAAUGUUUUUCCUCCAUUUCACUUCAUCAUGUAUUGCAGUGUAUGUCGAGUACAUUUUGUGAAUCAAGCAUUGCAGGGCUAGCUACUUUGUUGGGUUAUUUUUGUCCCUCUCCUCUCACAUACACGUGUGCACACUUACAUAUGCACAUACUUAUACACUCAAAACAUUGUCAUAGACAUUAUACAUAUAAUGACAGAUAAUUCGUGAUUUUAUUUUAUUUUUCUCCCCCUCCCUCCCCCAAUCCCGUGUUAAGACAGGUAUUUUUAUUUUCAUUUUUACCUUUAAUUCUCCAAAAGCUUCUGGAAUUUGAAGAUUUAUUUAUACAGCUAUUAUUAACUCAUUAGCAAAUACAGAGUACAUGAUUUAUCUAUUGUUGAUUUGAAUUGCAUUAUUUGUCCUCUUUCAAUGUGUUAUGACAAGCCAAAAUUCAGUGAUACAUUUAAAAAAAUUUUUUUUAUUCACUUUUAAUCAAUUGUUUUUUGGGUUUUUUUUCUUACUAAUUCAUUGUAAGUUGGGCUGUGUUUUACAAGUCUUCAACAAUUUAUGGCAUCAAUUGUAUUUUAGUUACCUUAAAACAGUGUUUUCAGUCAUUAACUUUAAUUGCAUAUUUAAUUAAGGAGGCAAAGGUUGCUUUUGAGAUUCAGACUUCGAACUGGAAACAUUGAUUGCUGUUUCAUUGCCAUAACAAUUGUUCUUAGUUGAAUACAUUGUAUGGGGGCUGUCAUAAUAAAAUCCUUUUCUUCCCCAUUAUUACUUUUUGGGGGAACUCCAUAGAGUUGCAAUUCAAACCUUAAAGUUUGCCUUAGUUCUGGCGAAAUAAAUCACUUUUUCACUCUCUGCUAAUAUGGACUUUUCCUGGUUUUAAAAUGAUAGAAUUAUAUUGAGUGUUUGUGAAUAAUUUUCUUGUGUACCUAUAAGAGUGGUUUUUUAAAAUAACAACUUAGAUUCUUCCUGUGAUAAAUGCAAGCCAGUUGAAUUACAUUAAUUUCAAAAGGUUCACAUUCUUUAUAUACUUGAUAUUUCAUCCAUUCAGGGGGUGGGAUUUUGGAUUUGUGAUUCUAAUUGAAAAUUCAGAAUAUUUUGAUUAAAUUGAUUCAAUUUAUUUCUUCUUCUCAUGUACAAGUUCCUCUGUUAAAUGUAAUGAAAAUGUUGCUUGAUCAUUUUAGCCUUAGUAUUUUAAACUUUUCAAGACCACAGUUGCUUGGAGACCCUGCAAUGAAAGUACAUACAAAAAUAGAUAUUGUUGUGGUUAUUUUCAAAUUACUUUUAUUCUAAAUGGACAUUUUAGUGGCACCAGCCAUUCUGGUCUUGAAAUAGUUUAACAAUGGCAAAAAUUAUUAGAUGAGAGGGGGAAAGUCUUCCAUAUAUCUCUAUAUUUGUUUUUUUUUUCUUUACAGUUGUUUUUAGCCAAUGCAUAGUUAGAAAUUCUUGUCUUAUUAAUAUUGUAUCAGAUCCCUCUCUACAAAAUGUGAAAGAUUGUGAGUCAGAAAGAAAGGGUCAUAUUUAAUACUUUUGCAUUUGCAACAGAAGAAAAAUGUAUGCAUUGCUUUUUAAUUAAAUUAUUUUCAAAUUUAUUUGUGCCUUCAACUUGCUGCUUAGAUUUAAAUCAUUCAUGUUUUAAACUCAGAAUGAUUAAAUUUUUUGUUAUUAAGGUUUUUUUUUUCAUCAAUGUAGACAUAAUUUUUCUGCAAACUGAAUUUAUAAUUGUUUCCUAGAAAUAAUAUUACUUUAUGUAAUGACUAGAUUAUUAUUACUUUAUGUAAUGACUCGAUUUACAUAUAAUAAGAAUUCUUUAUUGUAGAUUGAUUUCACUCUAUAUCAAUUUGUUUCAUCUUACAUUCUUGAAAGUCUCCCUUUUAUUGUAGAAACAUAGAAUCAUUUUUUUAUAUAACUGAUCUAUUUUAUCUGUAAUGAUUGAUUACAUUCACUUGGCACAUACAAAUAUUUAUUUAUUUAAAUUCCUGCACAUUUUCUUUUUCCAAUAUUAUUCAAAAUAUUUUUCUUAGAAAAAAAAAGAAAAACAUGAAAAAAAAAUUAUAUAUAUAUAUAUAUAUUAACCUUAUUAAUAUGUGGGGUUCUGUGUCUGGGAAUGGGGAAUUGUAACAAAAUAUAUAUUUUUGAAUGCUGUCUACCAGCAGUGAUUAAUUUUAGAACUUGGACUUGAGAAACCAACAUUUUCUUAACUAAUUUCACUGGUUCAACUACAUCUCCCUAUCUCUUCAUUUCCAAUUGCACAUGCUUCUGUAAUUCCUGUUUUGUAUUUUCCUGUGUUGGAUAAUGUCAGAUUGUCAUUAUUGGAGAUAACACCUUACAACUAGCUUGUUGCCAGAACAAUCUUUCAGAACACACAAACUUUCCUAUAAUGUAGUGUUUUGUGGGGUGUGCAGCAGAGGAGUACAGUUUUUGUGUUUGUUUUUUUUUAACUUCUCUCUCUCUCUCUCUCUCUCUCCCCUCUCUCUCUCUCUAAUUAUUUUGAUGAAUAGUUUGAACAAGCUCUUUUUCAAAUUGUCCCUCCACCUGCUUGAUUUUUCUCUCAUUUCCAUCCUUUGAAAGCAAAAGCUGUACAAUCAGUAACUUUGCUGUUUGAAAUGAUGCCUUAAACUAGGAUGUCUAUAAGAAGUAUUUAUCCGCUGAUCUUCCUCCCUAACCUGCUACACUCCCCAUUUCUUAAAAUGUAUGCAUUGUCUGCACUACAUAUCAUGGUGCUCAUUAUUUACUGAGAAUUCCUGUAAAUAUAUUAUAAAUACAAAUUAUUUUUCUCCAUUUCAGAGGAUUGAUGAUUCAUAGAGCUGUUUAUAAUGAUAAUAAUAAUAAUAAUAAUAAUAAUAAUAAUAAUUAAUAAUAAUAAUAAUUCAUGUGUGUGCCUGUUUGUUAGUUGCUAUUUGCUAACUAAAUAAAAGUGAUUUGGUCUCUUUGAAGAGGACUGAAUUGAGGCUUUGUCAGUGAUAGCUUUGAAGAUUCUCUCUCUUUCUCUCUCUCUUUUCCCCAUCCUCAACAGAUAAUGGGGGAUAAAAAAAGCCUUUUCUAUUAAUGUAUUUCUUGUAAUUUUACCCCCUAAAUAGUAUUUUAAUGAUUAGAAGGGAGUUGAAUUUUCUGAAUGCAGAAAGAUUGAAAAGAGAAAGAGAGAAUAAACUGAAUGAAGGCGCGAAAGGGAAGUGAUGAGGUUCAUUACUCUCCCUUACAAUGUGCAGCAAUAUAAUAACAAUAAUAAUAAUAAUAAUAAAUAGCUCUGAAACUUGACAAAGUCUCAAUGGUACUACAAGUGCCAAGACAAAUGGUUCCAGUCCUGCAGAGAAGAACAAAACUUGGGACACAGUUUGUGAUCUCUCUCCUGCCCUUUUCUUGGUUAUACUGAAGUGGGCUAUAUUGUGAAAAUUGUAAAACAUUCUCUUUCAUAUUUGUAUAUAUUUGCUGGUGUUUAGAAUUUAUUUGUCAUAUUGUGUCCUUCACAUCCUUAAAUAAAUUGUUAUAUUGCUACUA
This is a messenger RNA of Octopus bimaculoides (California two-spot octopus), 7141 nucleotides long. RefSeq lists its product as uncharacterized. Gene Ontology annotation, cellular component: nucleus. Gene Ontology annotation, molecular function: RNA binding. Lineage: Eukaryota; Metazoa; Mollusca; Cephalopoda; Octopoda; Octopodidae. The record is from RefSeq and is a predicted model, not a curated record.